AUGGUUGGCGAGGUGAUUCAGGCUCGGCAGCAGGGAAUGACCCUGGCUUUUAAACCCAAGCCCAGUAUCCUGGAAGAGUAUAAUGAUCGCAUACAAAAGUUACUAAGGGAGAGUAGCUUUGCUGAUCCUAAUUGCAAUAGCUGGUACAAGCAAGACGAUGGAAAUAUUACCAACAACUGGUCUGGGACCGUCGUUGAUUACCAGCAAAACCUGUCCCAGGUGCAGUGGGAGGACUAUAUUGCCGAGGGCUCUGGAAAAUACGUCGUUGUUGACAAAAAGCCUUCUCGUAUUGGUCGAGUUCGUGAGGAAACGCUGUUCAGCGAUACCUCUCUGCUCAUUGGAGCCGCUAGUAUUCUGGCAGCAGCUGGUGGGUACCUUCUGGCUCGGCCUCGACUUAUGAGGGCAUGA
Molecule: messenger RNA, 408 nt
Organism: Penicillium manginii
Lineage: Eukaryota; Fungi; Ascomycota; Eurotiomycetes; Eurotiales; Aspergillaceae
Exons: 1
Coding region: 1-408 (135 amino acids)
Source: RefSeq, a predicted model, not a curated record